Molecule: messenger RNA, 4835 nt
Organism: Xyrichtys novacula (pearly razorfish)
Lineage: Eukaryota; Metazoa; Chordata; Actinopteri; Labriformes; Labridae
Source: the annotation of a GenBank genome assembly
AGCCCAAUUGAUAGAGGAUCCCCAUCCCAGAAGUUUUGUGGUUCCCUCUUGACUUUAUCCCCAUCUCCCCGCUGGCAGACGAGCAGAUAUCUGCUCAGCUAGUUUCUGCUGUUACUAUCGAGUCUCUCAAAUGGAUACAAGAGUAACUUUGGUCUUAUGUUUCCUCCAUGUAGUCUCUGUGAGCAGCAGCCCCGGGCCGUUAGUGGACGUAGUUGUUGACCGGUAUGAUAUACCGAAAGUUUGUCCUCGAGAGGUCCAGACUGAAGAUUUUAUCCGGUAUCACUUUAACGGCACUUUCUACACUGACGGGAAGAAGUUUGACUCCAGGUGAAGUAACAACCAACUAUACACUCUCAGUUGAGCUACAAUAGGGUUAAUAGUCAUGGAAGGAUGUUAGCGUUUGCAAGUCAAGAUGACAAGAUGAGAUAACUAAGCUCAUGUGCACAUCUGAGGCUCAGCAGCAGUAAUUGUUUGAACUGGUUCCUCCUGCUGCGGACAGCAUGUCCCUGAAUUACACUUAUUAAGUUACACGCAUGGAAAGUAGGCUGUGGGGGUCCCGCAAACACUUAUCAAAGCUCCUAUGAGGAGUUUUUUUGGUGUGCAUGAAAUGGACUGGAUUUCAAAAUACUGCAUUUUCAUGAUGUUCAAAAGGAACAACUACAGAGGUGACAAGAUUUAUGAGUUUUUUUUCCCCUGUUAUUUUCAAUGCAUGUAUAACUAAGAGUAGACAUCCGCUGAGCAGCUGAGGAAAGUCCUUUUACUUAUUUUUUUACUUUCCACCUAUAAUGUUUAAACAGAUGGUGUGACUGUAAAACAUUAGGGGAUGAGAGUAUUUCUCAGAGGACAUCACUGAAGUGUGGAGUGGACAAGAUAAGCUUAAACUGCUUUGUCAAAAACUAACGUUAACCAAAAGUGUCUCACGGGAGCAAUAAAGGUUUCAGACUUCAGCUAAUCCUCAAAAGUUCAUUGUGGCACCUAAUCUACAAUUUAAUUUAAAAAUAUCUUCCAUCAAAAAUAUUGGAGUUUUUCUGUGGUGUCAAAACGCUGUUCUCUAAGAAAGAUGUCAUAAAAACAGUUAAUCACAGUUUUGUAUUUUGCUGAUUUUUCCUGAAUCACCCUUACUUUUGACAAUUCAAUCUUACCAAUUUGUGAAACCCCCGUUGUCAUUCUUCCUCCUAAUUUCUGCAGCCAUGACAGAGGAAAAGCCUUUAUCAGCCAAGUGGGUCUGGGCAGACUCAUUACAGGGAUGGACCGAGGUCUUCAGGGCAUGUGUAUUAAUGAGCGAAGGCGGAUCACAAUCCCCCCACACCUGGCGUAUGGAAGCAUUGGAACAGGUUAAAAGCAGCAAAAUGACCCAAACAUGAACAAUGCGGUCUGAAAUCACAACCACUGAUUCUCUUGUUCUUUUCUGACAGGUGGUGUAAUCCCUCCUGAUGCUGUGUUGGUGUAUGAUGUUCUGCUGCUGGACAUCUGGCAUGAAGAGGACAAGGUCCAGAUCCGCACACUCAGCAAACCUUCGAACUGCACCCGCUCCUCUGUGACAUCAGAUUUCAUCCGUUACCACUACAAUGGCACCCUGAUGUCAGGGGAAGUGUUUGACUCAAGGUGAAGCUGCGUGCAGAAUGAGAAGUCAGGCUUUAACAACUCACAUUUGAACACUUUGAAUUGCUUUUUGUUUCAGUUAUUCGAGGAAUGCGACCUACGACACUUACCUAGGAAAGGGAGACCUUAUCAAAGGCAUGGACGAGGGACUGCUGGGGAUGUGUGUUGGGGAGAGAAGGAUUAUCAUCGUCCCACCCUUUCUGGCAUAUGGAGAGAACGGAUAUGGUAAUCAUGCUAAACAUAGUUGUGGUAACAUCUGAUUAUUCAUUUAUAAGCUUGCUGUUAUAACCAAGGUUACAUAAUCAAGUAUAAAAAGGAUACACAAUAUGUCAUCUACUGGUGUGGGCUUAAAUCAAUUUACAGUGUUUUUGCAUGAUUAAACGGUGUAACAGUAAGGCUCUCUAUGAAAUUUGUGUUCCCUGUGGUUGCUGUCAUUACUCUUAGCUUGUUGCAAUGAUAAGGUUGAAGAAAAGUCACAUUCUUAUGUAAGAUUAAAAACUACUAGAGGUCUACUUCAACGUUGAGGUAAACACUGACGAAAAUGUCUCAACAGGAACUCAGGUCCCUCCUCAGGCCACGCUGGUGUUUGAGGUGCUGCUAGUCGACCUCUUCAACCCAAAAGAUGAUCUGAUCGUGGAAGUGAAAGAGGUGCCUAAAGGCUGCACCCGCAGGACAGUGACCGGAGAUUACAUCCGCUACCACUAUAACGGCACCUUCCAGGACGGCACAGCCUUCGACUCGAGGUAAACCCACCCCCCUUAUCUGUUUUUAGAAAACAGUAAAAUGCUGUAAAAUUGUGAAGUGAAUUAUGAGCCCUUUUUUUGCAGCUACAAGCGGAACAGCACCUAUAACACCUACAUUGGGAUGGGAUAUGUGAUCCGAGGGAUAGACAAAGCUCUGCAGGGGCUGUGUGUAGGAGAGAAGAGGAGGAUCACUGUCCCUCCUCACCUGGCCUAUGGUGAAGAUGGCGUCGGUAAGUAUGAGACUUGCAUUUACCAACAGACCAUGAAGUUUCUAUUUAUAACACCAUUUUGAUUUCUUUGUUUCCUCAUGUAGGAGAUCUUAUUCCUGGAUCUGCUGUGCUGGUCUUUGACAUCCACGUCAUUGACUUCCACAACCCCAAAGACCUGGUACACAUAACAGUUACCCACAAGCCUCAGGAAUGCAGUCUGACCAGUGAAGCUGACGAUCUGAUCCAGUAUCGCUAUAAUUGCUCCUUGAUGGACGGCACCUUGCUGUACUCCUCGUGAGCACCCUCAGCUGUACACUCUGCUACACUGCAUCCUCCUCCUCCGCCUCAUGCAUGUAAUCAUUGCUGGCACCUUUCAGUGGGCUUUGAUCUGCAAAUACUUUAACGUCUGUGUAUAAAUGUCAACAGGAAAUAUGCCUGCAUGGCUUGAGAUUUAGAUUAACUUCCAUUUGAUUGAUUAAAAUGUGAAUUUUAGACUUGUUUCUUUAAGAUGGGUCACAGGUCAUUUGUCCAUUUCCAGGGACCAGUAUGAUUCACCUUCCAUCACAACCUUGGGAGCAGACAAAGUGAUCCCAGGACUGGAGGAAGGUUUGAAGGGCAUGUGUGUAGGUGAGAGGAGGGAGGUGAUCGUCCCGCCGCACUGGGGUCACGGUGAAAGUGGAGGUCAGUCCUUGGAUCUGCUUAAAUCACUCUUUGCACGCUGUCUCUGUAUGCCUUAGAUAAAUUAUUUUAUCCUGCUUUGUGUUGGUGUCUUCAGCGGGGGAUGUCCCAAGCAGUGCAGUGCUCUUCUUUGAGCUAGAGCUGGUGAAGCUGCAACAGGGGGUGCCCGAGGGCUACAUGUUUGUGUGGCUGGGUGAUGCUCCUGAUCCCCUCUUUCCUGCUAUGGACCUCAACAACGACAAAGAGGUUCCUCUAAAAGAGGUGAGCAGACAAGGCAAAAUCUACCUGUUACAGAAAGGCAAAAGGUCCAGCUGUAAGAUGGCAAAACUCUAACAGAGCAACCAUUUCCACCUCUGUUUCCUACAGUUUUCAGAAUUCAUCAUGCUCCAAGUGAAGGAAGGCAACGGGCGUCUACGUCCAGGGUUCAACGCUGACACUAUCAUUGAGGACAUGUUCAAUAACCAGGACAGGAAUAAAGAUGGGAAGAUUGUAGAAGAUGAACUGGAACACCAGGGCCAUGAGUCUGAACAAGUGACAAAAGAUGAGUUAUGAAGAUGUUUUCACAUGUUAAGAGAUGGUAAGAAGAACCAGGCAUUCGUGGCUGCAGCUUGAUUCUUUCAGCUACUGAUAUGUGCUGAUUACUUUUGAUGUUUCCAAGGUUAGUUGAGUCUGUUUGCUGAUAUGUACUGUUUCUGUUAAAAUGACAGCCAGCUUAAACAUCUUCAAACAUCAACAGUACAGAGCACAUCUGCUCCAGUGGUCAGUGUAUUGCGUUCAGGAAACAGGUGUUUUUAAAUAUGGAAGGCAGGGAGAGAAGGUUGUUCUCUGUUUUAGAGGCACAUUUGACUGAGUUAUGAAAGUUGACAUACCUUCAGAAAAUAUCUGGGCUGGGCCCCUUCUGAUAGAGUUAUGAAUUUAACUUAAAUCACUUUGAAACAGUGCGGCAGAAACUUAAGGAAACCACUGGCUGUGUGGGAUAUAUAUUGUAAAGAUGAGGUUGUAAAAAGACAGGAACUCAACAUGAGAAGUAUGUAUGUUGUGGAACAUAAAAUGAAAAACCUAUGCACUCUGUACAGACACGUAGCUGUAAAUUAGCUUUGUAGAUUUUAAUUCAUCACUUUAACCACAUGUUGAAUUCAUUGAAACAACAAAGCACCUAGGACCAUGUUUUAUUUGAGAAAAGUUGGAACGUAUAAAGAGGCAACUGUUGAGAAUAGAUAACAGAGAUGGAGUGACAUGGUACACUGUUCACAAUAAAAUAUUUAGUAUUUGUAACAAAUUCUAUGAAACUGUUUGUGUUGUACAGUAAAAGACUUGUCUCAUCAACUAAAUGUGAAAUUACUCAUGAGUGUAAAAUAACAACACUACUCUGAAAAUGUUUGUUUCUGAAUAAAACUGUAACAUUACUGAGGUAGCUUUUAGUUCUAACAUGCCAUUUGACUUGAGUUUUGUGUAUUUAAAUGUUAUUAACAUGACAGUGAAAUCUGUGGUGUUACACACAUAAAACAACGUUUCCACAAAACAAACAUCCAUAACUGUGCGUCUGAAAAAUGUGACCAGGGGGUGGAAGACUCGACAUGGUAAUAAAACACACUUUUAAAAA